This is a messenger RNA of Ostrea edulis (European flat oyster), 5083 nucleotides long. RefSeq lists its product as uncharacterized. The record is from RefSeq and is a predicted model, not a curated record. The coding region runs from base 3374 to 4924 and encodes 516 amino acids. Lineage: Eukaryota; Metazoa; Mollusca; Bivalvia; Ostreida; Ostreidae. The transcript is spliced from 3 exons.
UUCCAUUAUCAGGGUAGGUAGAGAUACAAGUUUUUGUUUGUUCGUGAUCGUCAUCAUUGUAUGUUGAAACCUAAAAUCCAGAAAAUAGCAGCAAAUUUUGAAUAUUAUGCAUUAUAAUCACAUUUUAGUACAGUCAUGGCAUAAAAUGGCUUUUAUUGUAACACAAUUGUUAAGAAUUGAGCUUACAUAAGACUGAUUCUCCUCUUUAGAGUUUCUCUCUCCGUGUGUUUCUGUUGUUUGUUUUUCUUGAGGAGUUUCUGUUGCUGUUGUUUGUUGUUCUACACUGGCUUUCGUUGGUGUGCUUUUUCGUAAAUGAGCUGUACUUGUUUGUUUCUUAGAAUGAGCUCCAGUAGGUAUGCUCUCUUCUAUAAUAGCUCCUGCUGUAGAACUUGGUUCAUUUUGACCUUCGGGUUUCUCUGCAUCAUGGUCACUCUGUAACAUAAACAAACAUUUGGAAACUCUAAUAUGAUUUUAAUUUACAGAAAAUAAUAUUUCAAGAGGCCUAAGUAGGCCUAUAUCACUAAACUAAGGCAAAAAUGUGGGUUUCCACUUUCACAUUAAAAUUUUUAAGGGUCGGUAGGUAGGUAGUUGGUUGGGUUUUUUUUUUUUUUUUUUUUAAUUUUAUAGGUUGAAUAAUUUUCUAAUGAUUUAUUCUACUAUGCAUAAAAUACAGUGAUCAUUUAGUAAUCAAAUAAAAUUUAUAUGAUGAAUCAAUACAUUUCUUCACUUUACUGUAAACAAAAACUGUUUCUGUGUUUUGGAAUCUGUCUAGUAUAAGUGCAUAAUAAAUAAUUUGAUAAAUAAGUCAAUAGAUAUACUCUUAUGAGACGCAUACCAGGUAGAUACCCCUUUUAUUUUACUGGUAACUUAACAAAAUGGAUGGAUCUGACAAUCAUGAUAAUAGAAACUCCUAUAAACCACCGAAGAAAAGAGUGAGAAAAUCGGGAUUAGUAUAUCGUACUUAUUUAACGAACAGGGCGCACCUUGAACAUGCACCCCUCUCUUUUAAAAACUCUGGUUUGUCUUCUACAUCGAACUCCGUCGAGACUGCGAACUCUGGCGACAUUGCAAACAACGGCGACACUGCGAAUUCCGGUGACACUGUUCAUAAUCAAUCUGUCCCGGCGACUCAGGGUGCUGACGGAUCUGAAGGCGAUGAGCGAAUUUGCACAAACAACGAAUUUAAUUUGGAUCACGAGAACAAUUAUGAUUCAGUAAAUUUGGGGUUCUAUGAUUCUUCAGAUGAAAGCGAAGAAUCGUCUUUCUCGGAUGGCUUAACCGAACCCAUUUCUUCUUCAUCUGCUGAAGAGGAAUUUGAUGAAAAUGACAAAAAUCUCAAUCUUCCUGAUAUGCCUAUACAUGUAUUUGAGGGUGCCCAACUGAAAACUGCAGCGAGUAUGUUACUGAUUAUGUCAUAUAUUCUAGAGCAUAAUCUGACCGACGAAGCAUUCUCGGAUCUCUUGGAUUUGAUAGCUCUACACUGCAAGCAGAAUAAUACAAUUCCAACAUCAGUUCAUCUUUUUAAGCAAUGGUUCCAUGAUUUGAAAGUUCAACCUAGGAAACAUCUAUAUUGUUGAUCAUGUCUUUUUACCAUUGAUGAAUCUACAGAUGACAGAUGUCGAAAUCCAGCGUGCGCCAAACCUUUCUACAAAAAGUCAGAUAAAUUUUUUUUUGUGGAAGUGCCCUUAAUCGAGCAAAUAAAAAGGUUGAUGUAUGACAAAGAAUUCAGAACCAAGUUGAACUUUCGACUUGGCAGAAAAAAGAAAAGUGAGGACAACAUCGAAGAUAUCUACGACGGAAAGCUUUACAAACAAUAUGACGAAAUUUUGUUCAAUAGAAACAAUGUUUCGUUCAUUUGGAAUACAGAUGGUGUUCCGCUAUUCAAAAGCUCGAAAACCUCGAUGUGGCCUCUCUAUUACGUUAUUAACGAGUUACCUUUCAAAAUGAGACGUGAACCAGGAAACAUGCUGUUAGCUAGUUUAUGGAUAGGACCCAAAAUAUAUGAAUAGCAAAAUUAUCAAAUAUGAAUGACAUGAUUGUCGAAUAUAAAUAACAUAAUUAUCGAAUAUAAAUGACAUGAUUAUCGAAUAUGAAUGAUAAGAUUAUCGAAUAUGAAUCACAUGUUUUUGAAUAUGAAUGAUAUGAUUAUCGAAUAUGAAUCGCAUGUUUUUGAAUAUGAAUGAUAAGAUUAUCGAAUAUGAAUCACAUGUUUUUGAAUAUGAAUGAUAAAAUUAUCGAAUAUGAAUCACAUGUUUUUGAAUAUGAAUGAAAAGUUUAGAAUAUGAAUAACAAUUUAUUGAAUAAAAAUGACAUGUUUUUAAAUAUGAAUAACAAUUUAUUAAAUAAGAAUAACAUGUUUUUGAAUAUGAAUGAUAAAAUUAUCGAAUAUGAAUAACAACUUUUCGAAUAUGAAUGAUAUGCUUUAGAAUAUAAAUUACAAGUUUUCAAAUAUGAAUAACAAGAUUAAUAUAAUAGUGCAACAUUUUACACGCCAUAUUCUCAGACCAAAAACUUCAACAUUUAAUGAAGCAGGCAUUUUUUCCCAGCUGUAGCAUUAGUUACCUUUUCUUUCUUUCAACAUAAACAUUUUAUAUAGGAAUACCAACUGAAUAUUACUUUUUGUAUGCUUUUAAAUCGCUCACUAUAAAAGUAAACAAUGUUCAAUGAUUGUUCAUUAUUCAUUAAGAUAAUGAUUUUUACCAAAAAUUGAAUUUCACGAAAAAGUAAAUAGAAAAUUGAGUGCCUGAGAAGUUAUUAAAGAUAGGGGAUGGGGUGGGCAUCAGAUAUGUAAACAUGUAUUUAGGUUUUGUAUAAAAUAAUUGAUGCAUUACUAUCCAAUGAUUCCCCAUGUAUUUAAGCAAGAAAAUCAGUGCGAGUCUUAAAAUGUGUUUGUAUUUAUGAUGAAUGUCUAUUUCAAAAUUACAUUUUAUUCAAACAACAAUGCUGAACAUGAAGGUGGGUUUUUUUUUUUUUUUUGUUUUUUUUUUUUUUUUGUUGAGAUUCCGUAAGAUAGAUCGAGUUAUUUCUUUUUUGGACUAGAAGAAAACAACAUGACUGAGAUGAACAUAGUGUCUGUCUGUAACAACUCGGGAUAUAUUUGGCAUUACUGUACUUGGAUAAGACGUCUCCAUGAUUGUACCUCUUCUCUCGUCUUUAUCUGUAAAAGGGACUCAUUUCAAUAAAGAAUGACUAAAAUAAAGUUGUGUCAAUAUUUAUUUAUAGGGUACAAGAUGUCUCAUUCAAGAAUAGUUCCCAAGUGAAAAAAAUCAUCGGGCGGGCUCAAACAUGUUUUUAAAGGGAUGCAGGCUGAAGAGCCAGAAAUGUUCAACCAAAGGGGACGAGGAAAUUGAUAUAGAUCUCAAAUUCUGUCAUCAUGGCUUCGAACUUCAACAACAGAAAUGAGCCACAGGCAUCUAACAAUGUAGAGAAAUACGAGAUAAUAACCCCAGAGUGGCCAUACGACCACUGGAAAACUGUAAAGAUAUCCGACGCUACAAAGAGCAUCACAGCUGGAAAUGAACAGGGCAUUCAAAUACCACGCCAUCUGCAAAGUGUGCCAAAUAUCCACGCCAAUUCUGCAUUAAAAGAACUUUUAGAAAAACUUUCCUCUCAAACAAGCGUCUUGGAAGACGAGAAAAACGCGAGGGUUCACGAAGACGUGAAGAAACUGAUGAAAUGUUUUGGGAAGAAUCUAAAGGCGGCCGGGGUUUUAUUUGAAGGAUGUAGGUUAGUGGAGGCCGGAAGCGUCGCUGAGGAAACGAAGAUAGGGAAAUCGGAUGAAUUUGACUAUUUAUUAGUUCUGGAUGUCUUGUCUGACAGAAAAACAUUUCAGUUACAUCUUUCUAACCAGUACUUCAAAUUUUCAUUAAAUCAAGGGUCACAAGACUUGUACGAGAAGUUGCAGUCAGAGACCCCACACUUGUUCCAUGUUGAUGAGGAUAGAGUUUUCUUACACUACACCAUGAAAAAUAUCAUUCUGAAAUCUAUCAUGGACGUGUUUGAUUCGUCUCUGUUUCCGGGCUGGAAAAGGUUUUCUACGAAAAUAGGAGAUGUUUGCUCAUCACACAUCGCCACAACACUUCAUCUUUUCACGGAGACACACAAUAUGGACGUCGACAUUGACAUUUGCAUGUGUUUUCCAAUAUCGCCAAACGAUUUAAAAAGUGUUGCAGAAAAAGAGCGAGCAACGCAGACGAAGGAAAACCCGAGCACAUUAUUCUCCUACUUGCACAUCCUCAACCAAGUGAGCCCAUUCGAAUUGUUUGCCAUCAUUGGGGAUGGGGAGCAUGCGUUCUGUGUGAGUAAUACCCGUAUAACGGCCCCCUUGCUGGAACUCUCGCGGUUUCGUUAUUAUGGUCAAUGCGAUGGAAGAGUGAAAACAUACAAACUGGCAAAAUGCUUGGUCAGUAACUUUUUGCCGAAAUAUACGAACGUCUUCGGUUGCAAAAGGUGUUGCCAUUCACUAGUGAAAAGUUACUAUUUGAAAAAUAUCAUUCUUUUUAUGAUGAAAAGGUACACUGAAGAUUCUCUUUGGGUAGAAGACAAAAUAUGUACUCGUGUUUUGGAAAUAUUUGCCAUACUAAAGCAAUGCAUUGUGGGACGCCAAGAUGAGGUAGCAUCAGUAUCUGUUUGCUGCCUUCCUGGUCGAUUGCGAUUGGAUGACAUUUCUACCAAUAAUCCUUUCAUUAAAGGAGAACCUAACAAAAGAUCCGAUGUCUUAUUCACACCGGAUUCCCACAAACCUCUGCACGAAAUAAGCAGUUCUCCUUCCUAUACGGAACAACUGUCCAUCCAAAGCAAUGGCGCCAAUCAGAAAAUUAAGGAAUGGUUUCAACACUUAAACGAAGAACAUUGGAGUAUGUACAAACUUAUAGCAGACUUUGAAGGUCUAUUAUUGUCUCUUGCUUCAAUGGAAAUGCAGUAGAUUUUUUUCUUCUUCAAAAUUACGUAUGAUAAUUAAUAGCAUGCGACAUUUGAUUCCGGACACGUUUUUUUUUUUUUUUUUUUUGGUGUUAUCCAUGAUAAUUAUAGCGGUGUUUUAAAAAAAAUUAAAACGCAAAAUAAAGAAAGUUUUUCCCCUGUA